CAAAAAACUCCUUGUAUGAAUAUGAAUGAAAUAUUAAAAAGAAUAUACAUAUUACAUGAAACAAUGAAAGAUUUCUCUUCUUUAAGAAGAAAAAACUUCUUUUAUCAAUUAAAAUAAUUUAUAAAAUUAACAUCUGGACAUGGAAGAGUAUAUUUUCGGUAGAAAGAUGAAGUAAAUCAUGAAACUUUGAGAAUCUAUACAAAGUUCAUACUUCCUUCCUUACCAUUACGCUCCAUGCUCUUAUCAAAAUUGCGGGCUCCACACGUCUUUCUAAUCCACUUGAACGAAAAAAAUUAUAAUCCACAAAUUGCAUUAAAACAUGCAAGCACAUUGUUGUUAUUGUUAUACAUUAAAAUGAAGAAGAAGAAAAAAGAAAACAACAAAUUCUAUAAUGUCAACACAGGGGGACCUUUUCAACUUUAAAUCCUCAUGCUUGCAAAGCUGUAAUUCUUAUAUAUAUAUAUACUUAUAGGUCUGACUUCUGCAAAUUAAAAGAUUAAAAAAAAACCAAUGUCCAACAAUGAAAAAAGAAAGACAAACUAUAUAAAGCAAUCGAGAACUUGAAUUUUCAAAACGUCCAUUUCAAACCCAGAAAAGAAAGAAAGAGAGGUUACCUGAUAUUGGGAUUGAGAUGGCAACGUUUCGAUCUUUUUCUAUAGCAUUUUUGGUCUUUGUGAUUGUGUCUAAUCACAUUGUGGUUGAUGCAAAUGUUUCAAAGAACAUGGUCAUAAACUGGGGACAUAGUCAGUCCAAAAUAAUAGGGGAUAACCUUCAGCUUGUUUUGGACAACAGUACAGGCUCGGGAGCAAAGUCAAAGAGAAGUUUCUUAUUUGGAAGCUUUGAAGCUCGAAUCAAGUUGGUUCCAGGAAAUUCUGCGGGUGUUGUAACGGCAUAUUAUCUAUCUUCUACCGGUACAGCUCAUGACGAGAUAGACUAUGAGUUCCUGGGGAAUGUUACAGGACAGCCUUACACCAUUCAUACAAACAUAUUCGCUAAAGGUGUUGGAAACAGAGAACAGCAGUUUCGAGUGUGGUUCGAUCCUACUGCUGAUUUCCACAACUACACAAUUCACUGGAAUCCUAAUGCCGUUGUGUGGUAUAUUGAUGGCACCCCAAUCAGAGUUUUCCGCAACUACGAGAAACAAGGAAUAGCUUUCCCUAAUAAACAAGGAAUGAGAAUAUAUACCAGUUUGUGGAAUGCAGAUGAUUGGGCAACUCAAGGAGGUCGUGUGAAAACAAACUGGACUAACGCACCAUUCAUUGCUGGCUUGCGGCAAUUUAGGCCUAGAGCUUGUUACUGGAAUGGAGUGCCCAGCAUUACCCAAUGUGCCACCAAGUCCCUAGCAAAUUGGUGGAAUUCUCCAGCUUAUGCACGGCUAAGUCCUCCUCAGUUGGCCAAACUUAAUGAAAUCCAGAGAAAAUACAAGAUAUAUGAUUACUGCAAAGACACUAUGCGAUUCAAUGGGAAAAUGCCACCAGAAUGUUAUAAAGCACAGUACUAAGACAGGGAUGAGUAAAUUCUACCAACGAUAAUCCUAUCGCACUCCCAUGUUUUAAAAUUGUUAAUUUUUCUUCUUUCAGAGAUGAGAGAGCAUUUCUCCUUUUCUUUCUUGGUUACUGUUUGUAAGCUUAUAGCUUUCUGAUUGGUUUGAUAUACAUGUUUAUUAUGUUCUAAAAUGAUUUACAUGUUUCAUAUAAAGCUUGUUUCCCCAUUGCUUUAA
Messenger RNA from Cucumis melo (muskmelon), 1720 nucleotides. Its product is annotated as probable xyloglucan endotransglucosylase/hydrolase protein 26. Gene Ontology annotation, cellular component: cell wall; apoplast. The transcript has 4 exons. Lineage: Eukaryota; Viridiplantae; Streptophyta; Magnoliopsida; Cucurbitales; Cucurbitaceae. The record is from RefSeq and is a predicted model, not a curated record. Gene Ontology annotation, biological process: xyloglucan metabolic process; cell wall biogenesis. Gene Ontology annotation, molecular function: hydrolase activity, hydrolyzing O-glycosyl compounds; xyloglucan:xyloglucosyl transferase activity. The coding region runs from base 632 to 1501 and encodes 289 amino acids.